AUGUUUUCCGGACGAAAAGUGAAGUGGAAUCAUUUUGGAAAAAAGUACGCGCUACGUUUUAGCGAUUACGAACUCGAAUAUGCGGAUCUUUAUGAUGCAUUUAUGAAGAAAGUGCACGAAAUAAGACCAGAUUUCGAAGGUGCCAUCGCUUAUAUCGACCAAUAUGGCAGACAGGUAAUUGUCAACAAUGACAAGGAUCUACGUGAAGCACUUAGCCAGUCCAAAGGAAAACUCAAAUUGCAUACAACGUUGGCCGACGGCCAAAUAUUGUCCGCAGCAGAAGUCGCUGGACGACAAAAGCGAUCA
Molecule: messenger RNA, 306 nt
Organism: Cylicostephanus goldi
Lineage: Eukaryota; Metazoa; Nematoda; Chromadorea; Rhabditida; Strongylidae
Source: the annotation of a GenBank genome assembly